Messenger RNA from Gambusia affinis (western mosquitofish), 8978 nucleotides. It is a transcript of the gene utp20, whose product is annotated as UTP20 small subunit processome component. Bases 131 to 8488 code for a protein of 2785 amino acids. Lineage: Eukaryota; Metazoa; Chordata; Actinopteri; Cyprinodontiformes; Poeciliidae. The transcript is spliced from 61 exons. The record is from RefSeq and is a predicted model, not a curated record. Gene Ontology annotation, cellular component: small-subunit processome; 90S preribosome; nucleolus.
UCCCAUGUGUCGGCGUGUGUGUAAACAGUUGUAGCAUUACCCGCAGCUAAAGAGAGAAACUGCAGCCCGUAUAACUCGGUGAAAUAUUUAUCUUCUCCCGGAAUACUAUUUCCCUCUGCUAGCGAGCAAAAUGAAGAAGAAAUCCAAGUCUUCGUAUCACAAAUCCGAGAAUACCUACAGGUUUCUCACUUUUGCUGAACGACUCGCCAAUGUGAACAUUAAUGUGAUCCACCGAAUCGACAGAACUGGAGCUUACGCUGAGGAGGUAGAGACUUACUUUUCAGAGGGCCUAACAAAAUGGAGAGACCUCAACUUAACAGAGCAUUUCACUACAUUUUUAAAAGAGGUGUCGAACAAGAGCCAGUCCUUCAACAUGCUGGUUUUCCACCAGAAGUCUAUAGUGGACAGCCUGAAAACUCACCUGGCAGUCAAGGACAGUUUGGCCUACCAGCCCCUACUGGAUCUGGUGGUGCAGCUGGCCAGAGACCUGCAGACCGACUUUUAUCCACACUUCCCCGACUUUUUCCUCCUCCUCACCUCCCUGCUGGACACCAAGGACACAGAGGUGCUGGAGUGGGCUUUCACCUGCCUCUCCUACCUCUACAAGUACCUGUGGAGGCUCAUGGUGAAGGAUAUGACCAACAUUUACAGCCUUUACAGCACACUGCUGGCACACAAGAAGGAGCACAUCCGCAACUUUGCAGCCGAGAGCUUCUCUUUCUUGAUGAGAAAGGUUCCAGAUCUCGACGCUUUGCUGAAUCACAUGUUCUCAGACCUGGAGCAGCACCCUGACAAGGUGAGGGGCGCGGGUCAGCUGCUCUUCGAGAUGUGCAAAGGCGUCCGGAAGAUGUUCCACUCCUGUGCCGCCACAGCUCUUCCUGUUGCGUGGCGGAAGCUCGGCCCCACGACCAGCCGGGGCAUCUCUCUACCUUGGAACGCCGUCAGGGACGCUCUGGAUCACAUGGUCCAGGCGGCUGCCGGCUAUAUAGACAAGGAGCACUUCCUGGUUCUAUGGGAGUCGCUGCAGGUCAGUGUAGAGGAGCUGUCGGAGGCCGCAGGGAAAACGGACGAGGCAGCGGAGCAGCUGGAGAGGCUGCUGUUUGUUCUCCACACCCUGGUGUCCCACAGGGGCGGAGCUAAAGUCACCAACCCGGAGACAGUCUGCGAGAUGUGCGUGCGGCUGAUAGACAGCUCCUCCCUGUCGGCCUCCUGCUCCCGCCUCCUCCUCCAGAUCGUUUCCUCUCUGUUGCUCGGGGAGAACCUCCGCCUGCCCAACACGCUCAUCCAACAAACGGUCCAGAAGAUAUUCGGCAGCACGCUGCAGCAGGAUCUGAUCCUGGAGUUCACCAAGGAGAUGUUCACCAUGAACCAGUUUGAACAGCUCUUCCUCCCCGGCCUGCUGCGCUUCGCCGCCGGGUUGCUGGGACGUGGAGACGCCCCGUCGCGGCACGGCGCUCUCCACGCGCUGGUCGAUCUGAUCCUCGCCAAAGCUCCGCCCCCCACCGACGGCUCCAUGGCCUUUGAAACCUACCCGCUUCUGUUCACCGAUCAGAUCACCAGCAAGGAGGCAGACCAGCAGACGGUUCCAGAGAUGGUUCUGUCCCUGAUCACACUCCCAGAGGAGCGCCCCAUCUCUGACCUGUCGCUGCCCUGGGCCGCCCUGGUUCUGCUGGCGCACCUCAGACCUUUGUCUCCUGCUGCAGUCCUCCCUUCUGUAGCAGCUUUUCUAAAUCACCUUCUCCAGGACAUUGAGGCUGAGAAAAUGGGAAAAGCUGCUCUGUUUGUAGCCAGACAGGCUCUGAGCUGCCUCCUCUCAUUGGACAGUUCUGCCCAGCUGCUCUCCCUGCUGUCUGUAGACAAGGUCCACUCUGUCCUGCGGCGGUUUCCCACAGACAUGUCAGCUCUGCUGCUAGGAGACCUGUACUACUCCCGGCUGUCGCUCAGUGGCGCAUCGGAGCAUCUGUCCCACGCUGUCCUGCUGGAGAUCUACGACAAACUGCACUCCAACCUCUCCUCAAACGUUUCCAAGAUCCGCCUGCUGACGCUGAGGAUCCUCUCCCAGUUUGAGGCUGAGCUCCCUCCGCAGAGCGAGGAUGACGAGAGUGUGGAGACGCAGUCGGUGUUCGCCGUCUGCCUGUUGGCUGAGCUGGUCCCAGCGUCGGUGCAGGACUACAGGGAGAAGCUGCUCCACCUGCGGAAGCUGAGGCAUGACCUGGUGCAGCGCAGCCUGCCACAGGGGCCGCCCGCCACCUUCCAGCAGGUCCCUCUGCGGUAUCUCAUUGCCAUGCUGUUUGUCAACUUCCGGCCGCUGUGGGAUGCAGUCAUUGAACUCGUGGUGAGCCAUGCCAGAGGAAUGGAGAACAAAGACUUCUGGGGGGUUUAUUAUGAACAUCUGGAGAUGGUGGCAGAGCUGGCAGAGACGGAGUUGGAUGUGACCGAUGACGGCGAAGAAGAAGAAGAAGAGUCAGCCCCCCGAGCCGAGCCCGGCUGCAACGUCAUCGAAAGCGGCGACGUGGGCGUGCUGUUCCUGGAACGGCUCCGGCUGACCUCCGACCCCGACGAGAGGACCGACUUCCCCAACUUCCGCGACCUGCUGUGGCGAGCCAUGGCGCAGUUCCCGGACAGGGUGGAGCCCCGGAGCCGAGAGCUGAGCCCCCUGCUGCUCCGCUUCAUCAGGAAUGAGUUUUAUCCCGCCGACAUGCUGGUCGCACCCACCCAGGACCUGAGGAAAAGAAGCGAAGCGUUUCAGGAGGGGUUGGAGGGGGAAGAAGAAGAACAACAACAGGAGGAAGAGGAGGAGGAGGAGGAGGAUACUAAGCAUCAGAGGAAGACUCUUCCAAGGAAAGCUGCUGCAAAGCAGCUGAUAACACAUCUGAAGGUGUUCGCCAAAUUCACCAACCCUCGGGCUCUGUAUCUGGAGAGCAGCCUCAGUGAGCUCUAUAACCAGCUGCUCUGCCAUCAGGACCAGCAGAUCCAGUGUGUGGCACUGGAGUGCGUCCUGACCUACAAAGACCCCAACAUUGUCCCCUAUAAGGAGAAUCUUGAGCGGCUGCUGGAUGACAGACACUUCAAAGAGGAGAUCGUGCAUUUCAACAUUUCCGAGGAAACGGGAGUAGUCGACGCUUCCCACAGAGGCAGACUGAUUCCACUGCUCAUGAGGAUCUUGUUUGGCCGUCUGCGCAGUAAAGCCGGCAGUAAGUUCCAGGGAAAGGCGAGCGCCGCCACGCGGUCUGCCAUCAUUCUGCGAUUCCUGGCGGGGAGCCAAUCAGAGGAGCUGGGGAUGUUCAUCGACCUGCUUCUGGAGCCUCUGAGCCAUUACAGCCACGGAUCCUGCCUGGAAGCGGUGGAAAAGGCCAUCGCUGACACAAACAUAGCCGCCGUCCUUCCUCUGGGCCGUCAGCACAGCCUGCUGAACAUCAUCAACGUUGUCCUGCACAAGCUGGGCCACCUCAUCAACAUGUACCUGCCCAAAGUCCUGCAGAUCUUGCUGUGCGUCACCGCCUUCUUGUCCACCAUCUUGGACAAAAGACAACAGCUUCGACCAGGAUGUUUUAGCCCCCUGAAGAACCUGAGGAGGCUGGGUAUUCUCAGGAUUCAGGACUUCUUCGACACGUUCGACUCGUACGCCUUCACCCCGGAUGAGAUCGACGGCGUUUUCCAGGCUGUCGUCUGGCCUCAGGUGUGCCGCCUCCCUACGGAGAGCCCCUACUCCCCCACGCCACUGCUCAAGCUCAUCCACGUGUGGUGCAAGAACUCCAGGUAUUUUCCCCUCCUAGCCAAGCAGAGGCCAGACCACCCAGAGUGCGACGUCCUCCUAAACGUCUUCGCCCUCCUUUCUGCCAAAAACGCAUCCCUGGCCACCGUCGCCAUGGUGAUGGACAUGCUCGAGUCUCUGGCAACAGCCAAAGAUUUUGUCGCCUCCGAAGCAGAGUCUGAGGUCGUCGUGAAUGGCUGCGUGUUCCCGCAACCUCCAGAGGGCGCCGUCAUCACAGAAGAAUCCCUAUCUCAGGGCUCCAGUCUGCUGCUGCCUCACAUCACCACCUUGCUGCGUUAUUUCAGCGGAGUAGUUUGCAACACGGACAGACUCAAGAAGAAGAAAUUCCGAGCUCAGGUAGCCAAAGAGCUCAACAUUCUCUCCAAGGUGAGCCGAUUUGUGAGUGACAAGGAGCAGAGCUCGAUGCUCAUCAACCUUUUGCUUCCUUACCUCCUGAGAGGCAGCAACUCUCAGGAGACAGAGCUGGACCUCCUUGCCACCAUGCAGAACCUGCUGCGGCAGAGUGACCAGCCCUCCACCUUCCUGCGGCCGCUUGGAAAACUCUUCGCCAUCAUUCACAAGAAGUUGCCCAGACAAGCUCUCACCACCGUUUACCAGACUCUGUCAGAUCUGGACCCUUCGCUCACGUACAUCACAGAUUUAGCAACAAAGCUGAACGCGUUCGACAGCCGCCACCUGGAUGAGAUCUACUUUGACGUGCGGUUGACAGCUUUCCAAGAGGCGUCAAAGCGGGUCAAAGACAUGCAAACUCUGGACCUGGACUACAUCAGCAUCCUCAUAUACAACUGCUUCCACACAUAUGAGAUCGGCGACAUGUCGCUGGGAGACAACGCCACCCUGUGCAUGUCGGCAGUGAUCAGCCAGGUGGCGGCCGUCGGUGCCGGGGUGCAGAUCUACAGAGAUCUGAUACAACACACCAUCCUGGACGCCGUUCACAAGGGGCUCCACAGCAAGACCGAGAGCGUCCAGCAUGAAUACACCUCGGUCCUGGCCUGUCUGGUGAAGAACUUCCCCACUAAGAAAGAGUUCAGAGACUUGGUGCAGCUGACGGACUACAACGACCCGGAGUCGGACUUCUUUGAGCACAUGAAGCACAUCCAGAUCCACCGUCGAGCCCGCGCACUGAGGAGGUUUGCCAAGCAGUUGACCGAGGGCGCCGUGACGAUGACCCCGCGCUCGCUUCAGAACUACAUCAUGCCGUACGCCAUGACCGCCCUGCUGGACGAGAAGAUGCUGAAGCAUGAGAACAUGACAUCUGCCUCAGUGGAGGUGGUGGGGGCGGUGUGCCGCAAGCUGACCUGGUCCAAAUACCUGUACUACCUGAAGCACUUCGUCCACAUCCUCCAGACGGGGCAGGCCGAGCAGAAACUGGCCGUCAGUUUGCUGGUGACUGUGCUGGAGGCCUUCCAUUUCGACCAUCAGACCCUCAGCAGAGAGAUGGAGGCUGCCAGAGCCAGAGAAGCCGAGAGCGUUGCGAUGGAUGUUGAAGACGAGGCAGAGGCCAAAGAACUGGACGCCAGCAACGACGAAGAAGCCAUGGAGACCGACUACAAGGCGGCUUCCGCCAGCGUCCCCAUGGAAACCGAAUCCGCCACACAAGCGACGGCGUCAAGAAUCCCAGCUAAGGCAGCUCCUACAGCGCCCCCUGUGUCCUGCGGUUUGCCCCAGAGCAGAGAGGAGCUGGAGUCCCUGAUGGCUGCCAUCCACCAGACGGUGAACGACAGCGUGCUGCCCCGCCUCAACAAGUGCCUCACUGCAAAGGUGAAGCGUGACAACGAGCACAAAGCGGUGAAGUCCAAAGAUGUGAAGGAUGAAGAGGUGGUGCGUAUUCCCAUCGCGUUCGCCAUGGUCAAGCUCAUGCAGACUCUUCCUCCUCACAUCAUGGAGGCCAACCUCCCGGGCAUCUUGAUCAAGGUUUGCGUCCUGCUGAGGAACCGCUUCCAGGAGAUCCGCGACGUGGCGAGAGGAACGCUGGUGAAGAUCCUGCAGACUCUGGGCUGCAGGUAUUUGCAGUAUCUACUCAAAGAGAUGCAGGGCGUUCUGGUCAAAGGCUACCAGAUGCACGUGCUGACGUUCACAGUGUACCAGCUGCUGUCUGCCAUCAGCCCAACGCUGAAGAGCGGAGACCUCGACCCCUGCAUGAGCAUGCUGAUCGGAAUCUUCAACAACGAGCUCUUCGGCUCCGUCGCCGAGGAGAAGGAAGUCAAGGGCAUCGUUUCCAAGGUGAUGGAGGCACGACACAGCAAGAGCAUGGACUCGUACGAGCUGCUGGCGCGCUUCUGCAGCAAGGAGAGCGUUGCCAAGCUGGUCCUGCCGCUGAAGGAGAUCCUGGAGAGCUCCGCUCAUCUGAAGGUGUGUAACCGUGUGGCGGCCGUGUUGCGGCGGCUGAUCCUGGGUCUGCUGGAAAACAGCGGGAUGAGCUCGCAGGAUGUGCUGCUGCUGAGCCACGGCCUGGUCAGCGAGAGCCUGCCGCUGCUCACCAAGAGGGACCGAGAGAAAGCAUCUGCUGAGCCGCCCCCUGACCCGAGGCUGCCCCCUCCCAGCUGCCUGCUGCUGCCUCCGACCCCGAAGAGAGGGGGGAAGAAAGCCGCCGUCAGCAGCCGCACAAACAUGCACAUCCUGGUGGACGCUGGGCUCAAGUUGCUCCACUUAAGUCUGAAGAAAUCUAAAGUGAAUUCAUCCGAGCCGUCGGCUCUGGAGAUGCUGGAUCCCUUCGUCCAGCUGCUGCUCCAGUGCCUCACCUCCAUGCACGUGAAGGUGAUCACCGAGGCUCUGGUGGCGUUCACCUGGCUGCUGAGGUUCCCUCUGCCGGCCGUGAAGCAGAACGCCCAGCAGCUGACCAGGCAGCUCUUUGUCCUGCUGAAGGAUUACUCCAAGGCCGGAGCGGCGCGGGGCGAGAACUACCAGCUGGUCCAGAACUGCUUCAAGGCCAUGACCAUUCUCGUAAAGAACAUCAAAAGCAACAAGAUCUCUGAGACGCAGCUGCAGGUGCUGCUGGGCUACGCUGAGGAGGACAUCUACGACCAGUCGCGCCAAGCCACCGCCUUCGGCCUGCUCAAGGCCAUCCUGUCCAGGAAGCUCAUCGUCCCAGAGAUGGAGCAGGUGUUGAAGAAGGUGGCCAAGUUGUCCGUCACCGGGAGCAACAACAUGAUCAGAACUCACUGCCGACAUAUCUACCUGAAGUAUCUGCUGGACUACCCUCUGGGGAAGAAGCUGAAGUUCCACCUGGACUUUGUGGUGGCCCAGCUGCAGUACGAGCAGGACACCGGCAGGGAGUCUGUGAUUGAACUGCUGGCCUCCAUCUUCCAGAUGUUCCCUCAGAAACUUCUGGCGCUGUACAGCAGCCUGUUCUUUCCUCCACUGGCUCUGAUUGUCGUCAACGACGACUCUGUGCGCUGUAAGAAAAUGGCCGCCAUGGCCAUUAAGACGCUGCUCGGCCAGCUGGACGUAGACCACCAGAACGUGCUCUACUCCUAUGUCAACACCUGGCUCACUGCAGAAAAGGCCACGCUGCGGCGCGUCGGCGCUCAGGUUUGCGGAUUGUUUGUGGAAGUGGAGGAGGAGAAAUUCUCCAGUCGGUUGGACGACCUACUGCCUCUGUUGGAGAAAGAGAUCCACCCUGACGCCUAUGAAGAUAUUGAUGAGGUUGAGGAGGAGAAAGGAGCCGACCGGCUGCUGUUCAGUUAUCUCACCCUCAUCUCCAAAUUAAACAAACACUGCGGUUUGCUGGAGCUCAGGAAGCCUUGCGACACGCUCCUUCACGUCUGGGGUCACGUGGAAGCCCACCUGCGGCACCCUCACUGCUGGGUGUGGCUCACCGCCUCGCAGCUCUUCGGUCAGCUCUUCGCCGCUCAGCCGGCCGAGCAGUUGGUCGCCGUUUGGAGGGGAAGGAAGGGAGACGCCUCGUCUCACCCGGCGGCUGUAGACUUCAUCACCAACAACCUGGACAAGAAGAUGAGAGAGUUGGCUUUGAGCUUCUGCAGCCAGCUGCAGUCCAAGUUCCUGGACACGGCGUCCGGAGAGCAGGUGAUCAAAAACCUCAUCUUUGUUGGAAAGGUGAUUUACCUCAUCUCCCCAGAGUCUCACAUCACCUCUCUGGAAGAUGGGAAAACUGAGACGGAAAAUGGAGAGGAUGGCGAUCAUGAAGAAGAACAGGAAGUGGAGGAGGAGGAAGAGGUUGAUGAUGAAAAAGACAACAGGCCCCCUUCUUUGCUGUGGCUCAUGAAGAAGCUGUCUCUGAUGGCGAAGAGAGAAGCAGCAUACGCUCCUAAGGUUCCUUUCAAGAGAACGUGUGUGUUUAAGUUCCUGGGAGCCACAGCAGUGGACCUGGGGAAGGAGCGCCUCGGCCCCUACCUCACCACCAUCAUCACGCCUCUGUACAGAGAACUGGACAGCACGUAUGCUGAGCAAGAUCCCACCUUGAAGAACUUGGCGCAGGAGCUGAUUGAGCUGGUGAAGAAGCAGAUGGGGCUGGAGAGAUUCUCCCUGGCCUUCUCCGCCGUCCAGAAGGAGUUCUCACAGAGGCGAGCGGCUCGCAAGAGACACAGAGCUAUGCAGGCGGUGGCCAACCCAGACAUCGCCGCUAAGAAGAAACUCAAGAAGCACAAGAAAAAAAUUGAAGCCAAGAAGAGAAAAAUCGAGAUCCUCCGGCCUGGAUAUAAAGCCAAGAAGCAUCGCAGUCAUGCGCUCAAAGACCUGGCGAUGGUGCAGUGAGUCAUACACAUGGGACUGAAAUCUGACUCCAAGCAGGUUUAGCUGGAAUCUGGUAUGGCCUGCUGCGUUCUUAGAUCUUCUGUUGUUACAGUAUGACAGAUGCCCUGCAGCCAUAUCACAUGGAAUCAUGUAAAUAAUAGAUCAAAGACAAUUUUAUUUUCCCGCUGUGGAUCAAUAACGGGAUUGUCAUAAUCUAUGUUUUUGUAAAAGCGAAAUAAACCAACAUGUUUACAGAGCACAGUGGAAUAGCAGAGAUUACUUAGAUCUGUUUAAUAGAAGAUAACAUUAAUUAUAAUGUCAACCAAAAACUGGCUGUUCGAUCUGCUUUAGUUGUUCCGAAAUGCAUCAUUUUCUUUUAUGUUGAGGAAGUGGGUUGGGAUUGAGGAACCACUGCGCCUCUAGUGGUCAUUCAACGAACUGCAUUUUUCAGCUUUGGUCUUUACAGGAUGUCUGCACGUCGUUAAAAAGUAUUAAAUUCAUUAAAUUGUAA